GAGUCUGCAGCAGGCUAAUUUGUGACUGUUAUAGCUGGCUAUGGAACACCUCCAAGACGUUGUCCAGCCCAAGUCUGACCACUCAGCAAAAGACUGGGCUUUCCAACAAGACAAUCAGCUCAGAAUGGCCGCUGCACUCAAUCAUGGCACAUACGGUGAUAGCUCUGGCAUUAUGACAAGGCAUAGAGCUGCGAUGGCCGCGAGAAAUUUACAAUCUCCAAACUCUCUCUCAAAUGGCCUCGCAAGUGCUCCGCUUCCAAGCAGCAUCAACUCACCCUUGAGUUCAAUGUAUACGCUUCAAACACCUCUACCAAUUGGUAGACUACCCCUCACACCAACUACGGCUUCUAGCUCCUGUGUCACUCGUUCAACUUCACCUACAAACAGCGUCGCUUCAACUUCUCAAACUUCGUUUUCAUUCCAGCAACAACAGAAUAACUCAGCUGCAGCUACACCGUCACCGAAAGACUCGCCUUCUUCAAAUUGGAUAUCAAAUCAAAUUCCAGGCAUACACUCUCUCAUGGCACCGUCCCCGAGUGGUUCGUCAACCACCUCAAACAGCAGCUCAAUUGGUCCACGUCGUAAAACAAAGCUCAUUAAUGAAACUCGUCGUGCUAUUUGUGUUUUUGCGGAAGAAAAUCCCAGUGCACGUCAAGAAGACAUAGCUAGCCGUUACCAAAUUGAACGUAGUACAGUCUCAAAGAUACUCAAGCAAAAAGACAAAUGGAAGUCUAUUAUUCCAGGUGGUGCAUCCUCACGUGUUGCAAAACACAGACCAUCAAAAUUUCCGGACAUCGAAUCACGUUUAUCUGCAUGGGCACAAGAAUGUGCAUUAAGUAAUCAUUAUUUGACGGAUCAUGCUAUUCGUGAGAAAGCUAAAACCGUCGCUCGUUCACUGGGAUACCCGGAAGAAAAAUUCAAAGCUUCAUCAGGUUGGGUUGAAAAGUUCAAAGAACGUAAUAACAUAAAAAAGGGGAAGGUAAAUGGUGUUCUUCAAUCAUCUGGAGCUACACCAGUUGGUAGUUUGACUCCAUCUGAAUCUGAUAGUACAACGGACUAUAUUGGUCAAGUUAAUCCAUUAGCUACACCAAAUCAUUCAUUCACGUAUACGCAACAACAUCAACAGCAAUCACGUCAAAUACCGUCAGUAGGCCCUAGACAUGAACCACCUUUCGUUCAAGCUCAUCAAGAUUAUGGCCUUUCAGAUCAUCAUGCUAAUAAUCAUUUAUUGGCACUAGCUUCUGCAGCUGUUGCUGUUGAUGACCUCAAUCACGAGAAAUACACAGUUGAGCAAGAGCGACUUGGUCAUGAAAUGGCAUGGAUUAUGGAGCUGAAGAGGAAACUGGAGCAACAGCAACCAAUCAUUGAAUUAAUCAAAUCUGAUGCUAUUCAAAUUACUCGCUUCUAUGAGCAAGGUAGCUUAACUGAAACAGCAUUUAAGCAAGCUGUUGAGAUGUUAUGCCCAUUUGUUGGUAUUGACUUGACUUAUGGAAUAUAUGAUAUCAGAACUUACUUAAUUGAUCGCAUGAAUUUAAUUCUAGCAAGGUUGGGCUAAUGAGGUAGUGGUAUAAGUGAAAAUUUUUAAUAGAACAAGCAACAAAU
Wallemia mellicola CBS 633.66 is the source of this 1602-nucleotide messenger RNA. Its product is annotated as CenpB-DNA-bind-domain-containing protein. The annotation marks the transcript as partial. Gene Ontology annotation, cellular component: nucleus. The record is from RefSeq and is a predicted model, not a curated record. Gene Ontology annotation, molecular function: DNA binding. NCBI's taxonomy places the organism in Eukaryota, Fungi, Basidiomycota, Wallemiomycetes, Wallemiales, Wallemiaceae. The transcript has 4 exons.